This is a messenger RNA of Bradysia coprophila, 3957 nucleotides long. RefSeq lists its product as uncharacterized. The record is from RefSeq and is a predicted model, not a curated record. NCBI's taxonomy places the organism in Eukaryota, Metazoa, Arthropoda, Insecta, Diptera, Sciaridae.
UUUAAAAAAAAAAAAAUGUCAUCUGCAAUUGAAAUGCUGUUGGAGCAGCAAAAAUCGAUUGGUGAGGGGAUGCAAGAAAUCUUGAAAAUUUCUAAUAGGCAGAAAGUGACAAGACAAACGUUACCAGCAGUGAUGAAACGGCUAGGAGCGCUCGACAAGGAUUGGCUAUUGUUUAAGGCCAAUGACUUGAAAUUGAAGGGGAACGCUGAUAUGCCACAUGAUCACGAAUAUUUUAUGGAUAAUUACUACGAUACUAUUGCUACAUUGGUAGUAAGUAUCACAGAAGCCAUCAGCGCAUCGGUAGCUGAUGUUACAGGUGUAAAUCCGCGAUACGAUUUAAUACACCGUGGCAAUAUGGCCACAACUAGGAUGUUCGACGACAACGGAGUGGAUCUGCGCCCACCCGCCAACGGACAACCGGAUUCGCUGGUUACUCCUACUGAUACUACGAGUGGUUCAACCAGUUCAUCUGAUGCUAUUGGCAACCCGAACCAUGAAAUUUUGAAUCCUAAUAUUCGAGAAUUCUUCGAGCAAGUCAGCAACGGGUCUUUUGGGCAAGGCGACACGGAUCCUCAACGAGGCUCCUCUGCCAUGCAAAAGGCGAUAAAAAAUGUCGAAGUGGCAUUAAACGAAUGCAAAAUGGCUAUUACAAACGGUCUGAAUGAACGGAAACUGCGAGGAAUGAUAGCCGCCGCAAACGACCGUUACGAGACGGUAAAGAAGCUGCAUGCCGGACUGACUAGCAGGGACUUGGAUCGCUAUGAUCCAUCUGAUUACUACGAUUUUGAGCAAAACCAUCGGGACAUAUUGGUAGAAUUAACAGAGUGUUUGAUCGAUAACACGUCGCACCAUGACAUUGGGGGAUCGCGAAAGCAAAAAUCGAUCAAGAUGCCGCAAAUCGAAAUUCCAAAAUUCAAUGGGGAUUACGGAAAAUGGACUAAUUUCAAGGAUCUUUUCAACCAAAUGAUGGAACAACGAGAUUUGACUUCCACUGAAAAAUUUAUGUAUCUACGGGGAAACUUGACUGGCGAACCACUCGCCUUAAUUGAAUCAUUGCAGGUAACUGCUGGUAACUAUAUACUAGCUUGGGACCUCCUGAAUGAUCGAUAUGAAAAUCCCAGACAUAUCAUCAAAUCAUUACUGAACAAAUUGCUCUUCAACACGGAAAGAGCGAAGUCAAACCACUCCAGUUCAAUAAAAAAGAGACUUGAUGUUUUUAGAGAAGGAAUGUAUGCAGUAAAAAUAGCCGCAAAAACUGAGGAAAAACUCAACGAUAUGAUUUUUCAUCAAUUGCUGCUAAACACGAUGGACCAACCUACUGUGACACUUUACGAGCAAAAUUUGGACCACGAGAGGCAACCAGCUUCAACCGAAGUUUUAAUGAAAUUUAUCACGAAACGGUUCCGCGCGUUGGAGUAUAGCAUUGAUGAUGCUGUAUCUCGAAAUGGGCAGCAACAGGUGAAUAAUAAGAAUUUUGCUCAAAGACAAAAAUCUACCGUAUUGGCAGCUGCAGCCACCGACAACAAAGUGAAGUUGUGCAACUGCAAGGAGAAGCAUUCCAUCACCAAAUGCCCCAAAUUCACCAAAUUGACGGUCGAGGAGCGUUUUAAACUGGCUAAACGAGCAGCCGUGUGUCUACAAUGUUUAAAACCAGGGCAUAUGUACAAACAAUGUUCUGGAAAACCAUGCUUCACUUGUGAUAAGCACCAUCAUACGUUAUUACAUUUUGUUCGCCAAGAAACCUCCGCUCACUUGGGAUCAACUAUCAAGAAUAUAGGUAUCGAUCAUGUGUUUCUCGGAACUGCAAUCAUUCAUGUGAUGAACGCCAACGGAAUCCCAAUAAAGAUGCGAGCUUUAUUGGAUUCAGGAGCUCAGCUCAAUGUAAUGUCCGAAAGAAUGUUACAAAAAACUGGCUUGAGUUGCACUCCAGCUAACAUGCAAAUAAUCGGAUUGGGAGAAGUUCUGGCCUCAUCCAGCAAAAGGACCACUAUCAAUAUGGCUUCAAUGCACUCGAAUUUUACAACUUCACUCGAAGUUUUCAUAAUGAAAACGGUGACUACCUGCCAGCCACUGAAGGAAGUCAACGUGAGUGAUUGGAAGAUACCGAAAGCUGUUCAACUGGCGGAUCCAGCCUUUAAUCUACCAGACAAAAUCGAUAUUUUGAUUGGCGCCGAACUAUUUUACCGUUUGUUAGUUAACGGACUAACAAAAUUGGGUGAAGGAUUACCAGAUCUACAAAACACCGUCUUCGGAUGGAUUGUUAUUGGGCGCCAUUUGGGUUUGAAAUCAAAUCAGGCAUUCGCAGGCGUGGGCAUUUCAAAUUCAGAUACGACAUUACAGCAGCAAUUGGAACGGUUUUGGCAGGUGGAAGAAAAGGGCACCACAGAGCGCGGAAACAUGACGGAUGAGGAACGUAAAUGCGAAAUUUUGUACGAACGAACAACCGUCAGGCAAUCCAGUGGCAGAUUUGUGGUAAAGCUGCAGCUAACGAAAGAACCAUCCUUACUGGGCAGUUCGCACGACAUGGCAAUACGACGAUUUCUUUCGCUGGAACGACGUUUCGAACGUGAUCAUCAACUGAAAGCAGAAUAUUGCAAGUUUAUGAAGGAGUACAACGAUUUGGGUCAUAUGGAAAAAACAACAAAACCUGACCAGGGUGAACCUUGUUAUUUAAUACCACAUCAUUCGGUAUUGAAUCCGGAAAGUAGUACAACAAAAUUCCGGGUAGUAUUUGAUGCUUCAGCCAAAACUUCCAGCAAUAUCUCGCUAAACGAUAUUAUGUCCAACGGACCUAUGCUACAACAAGAUCUGUUCAGCAUAAUGGUGAGAUUCCGAACAUGGUUAUACGUUUUCUCCGCAGAUAUAAGCAAGAUGUAUCGGCAAAUCCUGAUUGCUGAGGAAGAUCGUCGCUGGCAAAUGAUUGUUUGGCGCGAUGACCAUACAAGAAAGCUGGAAUACUAUAAAUUGAAUACGGUUACCUAUGGCACAAAAUGUGCAUCAUACCUCGCCAUAAAAUCACUGCAAUCAUUGGCAGACAUGGAAGCGGAAAACUAUCCAUUGGCAUCAAUUGUGGCAAAGCGUGAUUUCAAUGUGGACGAUGUGAUGACUGGUUCAAAUGACUUAGCAGAAGCAAUUCAAUGUCAAGCCGAAUUGAUAGAUAUGAUGAAGUUGGGAAGGUUUGAUCUCCAUAAAUGGUGUUCGAACCAUUCAGCGAUAUUGGACCAAGUUCCUAAAAGUAAACGAGCCGUUAGUUUGGAUAUUAAUGCAGACGUGACCGAAACAAAGGCCUUGGGCAUGAAGUGGAUACCGCAUUCCGACAUCUUCUCACUCAAAUACGAACCGAAGGAGCAUAAUAAAAUAACUAAAAGAACGAUUUUAUCCGAAACAGCUCAAUUAUUUGAUCCUCUGGGCUUAGUAAAUCCAGUGAUUGUGAAGGCAAAAAUUUUCAUGCAAGAACUAUGGAAGGAAGAUAUGGACUGGGACGAGGUAUUGGCUCCAGAAGAUCAACAACGAUGGAUCAAAUACAGAGAACAGCUGCCUAAGGUUAAGGACAUUUCCGUACCACGGCAUGUGAUGAUCGAAGAUGCGGUCAACGUACAAUUGCAUACGUUUUCUGAUGCAUCCGAAUUAGCAUAUGGAGCAGCAGUCUACGUUCGAUCGGUGUCAAAAACUGGGGAAGUGAAAGUUCAACUAUUGUGUUCAAAAUCCAGGGUGGCUCCAGCCGGAAAGAUGAAAAUGUCUCUUCCCAGAUUAGAACUUUGCGGUGCCACAGUGGCUAGCGACUUGUCAAACAAGGUGCAAUCGAUAAUUGGUAUCGACGUACAGGACGUGAAAUUUUGGACGCGGAUGGAGUAUUACGAGUUGGAGGACGAUUACAGGAAGCAAACUUAUCGUUUGAACAACGACACCCGGCCAUAUUACCAUAUCGUCAUGACGUCACCAGGAUGAUCAUGCAUA